ACGUGGCAUCGGCCAAUGGGGAGCGAAGCCCCGCCCCGGAGAAGCGAAUUCCCCGCCCACUCCUUAAGAAUCCUGGGGCCCGAGGGCCAGGGAGGACCCAAGACUGGACGGAAGGUCCACGGGGCGGCCAUGGGGUGUCCGAGCUUCCCUCUGCUUCUCGGCCUCGUGGGAGCCUUCCUUGGGCAGCCCGAGGACCGCUUUGAUAACCCCGUCUUCCCGGUGCUCCGGCACGUCAUCUGUUACCGCACCGAGAUGCUGCACAUCGGGCGGAAACUGAGCUCCAAGCCGGUGCACUGGAGCCGCGGCCGGAACCAGACGGCGCGCUGUGAGAGCUGGGAGGUGUGCCAGGAGACCCUGGUGAUGGUAGACACAGGGCCCCAGACGCUGAUCGUGGGCAGCAAGGGCUGCACGCCGGCGGGCAUGCGGAUGUCCCAGGUCACCCAUCACCUGGGCCCGACGGGCAUCAUCGUCACCUCCUACGUGCGCUUCUGCAACUUUAACUACUGCAACAACUCCAGCAGCACCGCCGCGGUGCUCACCUUCAGGGCUCCCCCAGUCACAGCAGACUCAGAGCAAGCCUUGUACUGCCCCACCUGCCUGGCCCUGUACUCCUGCCCCGACAAGAUCCGCUUCCGGCAGUGCAGCGAGGACGCCAUAAGCUGUUACAAUGGAACGAUCCACAUCAAGGGAGACAGCAGCUCUUAUAACUUGAGCCUGCUCGGCUGCUCCUCUCUGCCCAAGUGUGAGCUGUUCCUGAGCACUGAGAAAAUCGGUCCAUUCACGCUGAGUGACAAGUGUCUGGACCACCAUGAUCUCUUAUGGCCAAGGAGCCAGGGGGCCCCCCAGCCUGCCUGGGCCUGGACCCUGGGGCUGGGACUGCUUCUCACUCUGUAGGCGACCUCGGACCACACUCUCCCACCGUCCCUCUGAGCCACCCCGGAAGAGGCGCAGAGGGGAGCCCCGGAGGCCAGCUCGCUGUCUGGGGGCCAGAAGAGGAGGCCCUGAGAGCUCAGGGGCAGGAGGUGUGCCCAAAGGCCCCGGAACCCCAGCCCAGGCUGCUGCUCAGGUGCUAAAUAAAGCGUUGUCUUGUCUUCACGAA
Messenger RNA from Monodelphis domestica (gray short-tailed opossum), 1099 nucleotides. RefSeq names its product testis expressed 101 (gene TEX101). Gene Ontology annotation, cellular component: plasma membrane raft. Lineage: Eukaryota; Metazoa; Chordata; Mammalia; Didelphimorphia; Didelphidae. Gene Ontology annotation, biological process: cell-cell junction maintenance; leukocyte cell-cell adhesion; regulation of integrin-mediated signaling pathway. The record is from RefSeq and is a predicted model, not a curated record.